AUGACAGAUGUGAUGCGAGCUUUGACAAUCGCGAUGAAUAUAGAAAAACGUGCGGCAAAAUUUACGAAUGUAAAGAACCGAAUUGUGGAAAAAAGUACAAUUGUAGGACAUCAUUUCACUCUCACAAGAGGAGAAAUCAUCAACCACAUCAAUCUAAAUCUCAAUGCGAAAACUAAGAGCGAACUUAUGAGUGUCAUUAUGUCGGAUGUACUUUGCGCACGAACAGUUCCAAAGAAAAUAGAGAACACAAGAAAACCCACGGCAAACCAUUUAUUUACGAAUGUAAAGAACCCAAUUGUGGAAAAAAGUACAAUUGUAAGACAUCAUUUCACUCUCACAAGAAGAGAAAACAUCAACCACAUCAAUCUAAAAUCUCAAUGCGAAAAUUGUAACAAAUCCUUCAGUCGCAAGGACCAUUUGAAGGAACAUCAAAGAGAUGCUUCGGAAAUUCAC
Messenger RNA from Loa loa (African eye worm), 453 nucleotides. Its product is annotated as zinc finger protein. The annotation marks the transcript as partial. The transcript is spliced from 2 exons. NCBI's taxonomy places the organism in Eukaryota, Metazoa, Nematoda, Chromadorea, Rhabditida, Onchocercidae. The record is from RefSeq and is a predicted model, not a curated record.